GUCAUCUUCAUCGCACGGACGUGCGAACACACGCUCGCUUACACUCACCCAGCCCGGUAUAAAAGGCUUAACUAGAUCAGGAGUCGACACAGGGACCCCAACUCCUCCGCCGCUAACAUGAGGACGUGGACUAGCUUAACCGUGUUGUCCGUGGCGGUGGUUAGCACGCUGAGUUUUCCACGUCCUGAUGCCGAGUACAAGAUUCCGACCGUAGGCCUCGGAGCCAGGUCACAAUACUAUGUUCUCCACGACGACGGGACCUUCAAGUAUGGCUACGACACUGGUGACGGAGCCUACGAGUCUGCGAUGGCAAAUGCUCCCGGCGACGUAUCUGGCUCGUUUGGAUACAAGGAUGCAUCCGGGGCAGACAUAAAGCUGGAUUAUACAGCUAAUGACCAAGGCUUCCUUGUCAGCGGAUCUCAUCUGCCAGUUGCCCCAGUCGCUGACACUCCUCUCGUCUCGACCAAAAGUGCGGCUUCCACUUAUGAUGCUCCUAAAGUUCCUUCGCAGUCUUCAGUCGCCUCCCUACCAGGUGCUCGCUCACAGCCUGUAGCCGUAUCAGCACCGUUUGAAGAAGCUCAAGUGCGAAGCUCUGCUCUUGGCGAUGGAAGCUACUCUUUCUCCUACGAGACUCAGAGAAGCUCACGCCACGAAACAGCAGAUGCUCUCAACAAUGUCAGGGGAAGGUAUUCCUUUAUUGCUGAUGAUAAUGUAAAUAGGCAAAUCCAGUAUGUUGCUGGAGCUGACACCGGUUACAUUGCUGAAGGAGACUCUCUUCCUCAAGGACCACCUGUUCCAGGUGCAGAGACUGGUAUUCCAACUGGACGCAUUCUUCCUGUUCUGUCUGAAGAAGAGGCUAACAAGCUUGCCGCUGCCACUUCUGGUUCUGCAGGUGCUAGCCCUUCGACUGGUGCCACCUACAGUUCCUCAAGUGGUAGCCUUCGGACUGGUGCCACCUACAGUUCCCCACGUGACUCCACUGCAAGGGACGCCUCUUACUCUUUCAGUUAUGAUGCUGGUCAAAGCUCGCGGUCCGAAAGUGCUGAUCCCAACCUUAACGUACAGGGAACUUUCAGCUUUGAUGCUGAUGAUGGAAUUAGGAGGACUGUGAACUAUGUUGCUGGAUCUGCUACCGGUUUUGUUGCUGAAGGUGACCACUUACCUGUUGCUCCAGAUGCUGAUUUUGGCUCUCGAAUUCAGUCUUCCAGCCCAAGUGUUGUGUCAACAAAGAGUGCAGCUACAACCUAUGUUGCUCCUACUCCUUCACGAUCUGCUGCCCCUUCAAGACCCGUUGCCCCAGCAGCACCAGUUGAGGAAGCACAAGUACGAAGCUCUGCUCUUGAUGAUGGAAGUUAUUCUUUCUCCUACGAGACUCAGAGUAGUUCACGACAUGAAAGUGCAGAUGCUCUCAACAACGUCAGGGGAAGGUAUUCCUUUAUUGCUGAUGAUAAUGUAAAUAGGCAAAUCCAGUAUGUUGCCGGAGCUGACACCGGUUACAUAGCUGAAGGAGACUCUCUUCCUCAAGGACCACCUGUUCCAGGUGCAGAGACUGGUAUUCCAACUGGACGCAUUCUUCCUGUUCUGUCUGAAGAAGAGGCUAACAAGCUUGCCGCUGCCACUUCUGGUUCUGCAGGUGCUAGCCCUUCGAUUGGUGCCACCUACAGUUCCUCAAGUGGUAGCCCUUCGACUGGUGCCACCUACAGUUCCUCAAGUGGUAGCCCUUCGACUGGUGCCACCUACAGUUCCCCACGUGACUCCACUGCAAGGGACGCCUCUUACUCUUUCAGUUAUGAUGCUGGUCAAAGCUCGCGGUCCGAAAGUGCUGAUCCCAACCUUAACGUACAGGGAACUUUCAGCUUUGAUGCUGAUGAUGGAAUUAGAAGGACUGUGAACUAUGUUGCUGGAUCUGCUACCGGUUUUGUUGCUGAAGGUGACCACUUACCUGUUGCUCCAGAUGCUGAUUUUGGCUCUCGAAUUCAGUCUUCCAGCCCAAGUGUUGUGUCAACAAAGAGUGCAGCUACAACCUAUGUUGCUCCUACUCCUUCACGAUCUGCUGCCCCUUCAAGACCCGUUGCCCCAGCAGCACCAGUUGAGGAAGCACAAGUACGAAGCUCUGCUCUUGAUGAUGGAAGUUAUUCUUUCUCCUACGAGACUCAGAGUAGCUCACGACAUGAAAGUGCAGAUGCUCUCAACAACGUCAGGGGAAGUAUGUUGCCGGAGCUGAUACCGGUUACAUUGCUGAAGGAGACUCCCUUCCUCAAGGACCACCUGUUCCAGGUGCAGAAACUGGAAUUCCAACUGGACGCAUUCUCCCUGUUCUUUCUGAAGAAGAAGCUAACAAGCUUGCCGCUGCCACUUCUGGUUCUGCAGGUGCUAGCCCUUCGAUUGGUGCCACCUACAGUUCCUCAAGUGGUAGCCCUUCGACUGGUGCCACCUACAGUUCCUCAAGUGGUAGCCCUUCGACUGGUGCCACCUACAGUUCCCCACGUGACAAGGGACGCCUCUUACUCUUUCAGUUAUGAUGCUGGUCAAAGCUCGCGGUCCGAAAGUGCUGAUCCCAACCUUAACGUACAGGGAACUUUCAGCUUUGAUGCUGAUGAUGGAAUUAGAAGGACUGUGAACUAUGUUGCUGGAUCUGCUACCGGUUUUGUUGCUGAAGGUGACCACUUACCUGUUGCUCCAGAUGCUGAUUUUGGCUCUCGAAUUCAGUCUUCCAGCCCAAGUGUUGUGUCAACAAAGAGUGCAGCUACAACCUAUGUUUCUCCUACUCCUUCACGAUCUGCUGCCCCUUCAAGACCCGUUGCCCCAGCAGCACCAGUUGAGGAAGCACAAGUACGAAGCUCUGCUCUUGCUGAUGGAAGCUACUCUUUCUCCUACGAGACUCAGAGAAGCUCACGCCACGAAACAGCAGAUGCUCUCAACAAUGUCAGGGGAAGGUAUUCCUUUAUUGCUGAUGAUAAUGUAAAUAGGCAAAUCCAGUAUGUUGCUGGAGCUGACACCGGUUACAUUGCUGAAGGAGACUCUCUUCCUCAAGGACCACCUGUUCCAGGUGCAGAGACUGGUAUUCCAACUGGACGCAUUCUUCCUGUUCUGUCUGAAGAAGAGGCUAACAAGCUUGCCGCUGCCACUUCUGGUUCUGCAGGUGCUAGCCCUUCGACUGGUGCCACCUACAGUUCCUCAAGUGGUAGCCCUUCGACUGGUGCCACCUACAGUUCCCCACGUGACUCCACUGCAAGGGACGCCUCUUACUCUUUCAGUUAUGAUGCUGGUCAAAGCUCGCGGUCCGAAAGUGCUGAUCCCAACCUUAACGUACAGGGAACUUUCAGCUUUGAUGCUGAUGAUGGAAUUAGGAGGACUGUGAACUAUGUUGCUGGAUCUGCUACCGGUUUUGUUGCUGAAGGUGACCACUUACCUGUUGCUCCAGAUGCUGAUUUUGGCUCUCGAAUUCAGUCUUCCAGCCCAAGUGUUGUGUCAACAAAGAGUGCAGCUACAACCUAUGUUGCUCCUACUCCUUCACGAUCUGCUGCCCCUUCAAGACCCGUUGCCCCAGCAGCACCAGUUGAGGAAGCACAAGUACGAAGCUCUGCUCUUGAUGAUGGAAGUUAUUCUUUCUCCUACGAGACUCAGAGUAGUUCACGACAUGAAAGUGCAGAUGCUCUCAACAACGUCAGGGGAAGGUAUUCCUUUAUUGCUGAUGAUAAUGUAAAUAGGCAAAUCCAGUAUGUUGCCGGAGCUGACACCGGUUACAUAGCUGAAGGAGACUCUCUUCCUCAAGGACCACCUGUUCCAGGUGCAGAGACUGGUAUUCCAACUGGACGCAUUCUUCCUGUUCUGUCUGAAGAAGAGGCUAACAAGCUUGCCGCUGCCACUUCUGGUUCUGCAGGUGCUAGCCCUUCGAUUGGUGCCACCUACAGUUCCUCAAGUGGUAGCCCUUCGACUGGUGCCACCUACAGUUCCUCAAGUGGUAGCCCUUCGACUGGUGCCACCUACAGUUCCCCACGUGACUCCACUGCAAGGGACGCCUCUUACUCUUUCAGUUAUGAUGCUGGUCAAAGCUCGCGGUCCGAAAGUGCUGAUCCCAACCUUAACGUACAGGGAACUUUCAGCUUUGAUGCUGAUGAUGGAAUUAGAAGGACUGUGAACUAUGUUGCUGGAUCUGCUACCGGUUUUGUUGCUGAAGGUGACCACUUACCUGUUGCUCCAGAUGCUGAUUUUGGCUCUCGAAUUCAGUCUUCCAGCCCAAGUGUUGUGUCAACAAAGAGUGCAGCUACAACCUAUGUUGCUCCUACUCCUUCACGAUCUGCUGCCCCUUCAAGACCCGUUGCCCCAGCAGCACCAGUUGAGGAAGCACAAGUACGAAGCUCUGCUCUUGAUGAUGGAAGUUAUUCUUUCUCCUACGAGACUCAGAGUAGCUCACGACAUGAAAGUGCAGAUGCUCUCAACAACGUCAGGGGAAGGUAUUCCUUUAUUGCUGAUGAUAAUGUAAAUAGGCAAAUCCAGUAUGUUGCCGGAGCUGAUACCGGUUACAUUGCUGAAGGAGACUCCCUUCCUCAAGGACCACCUGUUCCAGGUGCAGAAACUGGAAUUCCAACUGGACGCAUUCUCCCUGUUCUUUCUGAAGAAGAAGCUAAUGCUCUAGCAGGAGUCUCACCUCUGCUGAAGUCUGGAGAGGGGAGCGACAUUGCAGACAUUCGGGCAGAUGCUUCAUACAAAUUUUCCUUUGAUUCUGAUAGUUAUUCACGGACUGAAGAAGCUGAUGCUGAUGGCAACAUUGUCGGAAGCUAUACCUACGUAGAUGAAGAUGGAAAAGAACAUACUGUUAACUUUGUAGCUGGAAGAAAAACUGGAUUUUUGCCCGAAGGAGUCUUUGAACCCAAAGCAAUUGUAGGAGACGCAACACCUGCAGCAGUUGUGUCACCUGCGUAUUCGUCACCUUCGAGACCAAGCGGUGUUACAGUUGUUCAAACUGCCAGUCCUGUAGUUAUAACGAAGGCUGCAGGAUCAGCAACAUCUGGGAGUCACACAUCGCAGGUCGUAGGCGAUGUUCUCCUUCACCAGUAUUCUGCUGUCAACAGCCCCAAAUAUGGUUAUGUGUUUACAGCUGUUCGUUAAUUGCAAAAAAAUAUAUAUAUACAUAUCGGCCAUGUGGGAUAAGGCUUUAUUCUUGCUCAAACUCUGAAAAUCAUUUUUCUUAAAUUUCAUGCUAAAAGCAGAUGCUUUCAUGAAAUUACAUAUCUCAGUUUUAUUUAUUAAAAUUGAGAACUGCCUUUUGCACAAUUCUCUGUAAAGUGGGACUCAUUAUUUCUGAGCGGGUUUAGGUUAUGGUUUGGUUUCUCAUGCAUUCACUUUCAUUAUCUUUUUGUAUCGAACAUAGUAGACGACCGGCAAUGUACCCGAACAGCCUAAUGGAACCUAUGUACAUAUGCAAUCUGUACAUUUGAUUAACCAAGCAAAACAAAAACAAAACAAAAAAAAAGUGUAACUAACAAAAAAUCCAAAAAUGUUAGCAAAAAAUGGAAUAUCAAUAAAAGUGGCAAGUAAUGCC
Molecule: messenger RNA, 5545 nt
Organism: Penaeus chinensis
Lineage: Eukaryota; Metazoa; Arthropoda; Malacostraca; Decapoda; Penaeidae
Exons: 3
Coding region: 118-5112 (1664 amino acids)
Cellular component (GO): chitin-based extracellular matrix
Molecular function (GO): structural constituent of chitin-based larval cuticle
Source: RefSeq, a predicted model, not a curated record